Molecule: messenger RNA, 3742 nt
Organism: Micropterus salmoides (largemouth bass)
Lineage: Eukaryota; Metazoa; Chordata; Actinopteri; Centrarchiformes; Centrarchidae
Product: cone cGMP-specific 3',5'-cyclic phosphodiesterase subunit alpha'-like
Exons: 23
Coding region: 1-2742 (913 amino acids)
Biological process (GO): visual perception; G protein-coupled receptor signaling pathway
Cellular component (GO): membrane
Molecular function (GO): 3',5'-cyclic-nucleotide phosphodiesterase activity; G protein-coupled receptor activity; protein binding
Source: RefSeq, a predicted model, not a curated record
AUGGAUAUUAACGCUCAAGCUCACUUACUCCACUUAAGAAACUUCACUUAUUUUUCCUUCUUCUCCGAGCUGCAGCAGUCAGAUCAUGUUGCCACUGCUAUUGUCGAGACCCUGGCUAUCACCUUUGUCUUCCUGGUGUCCGUGGCAGCAAAUGCAGGAGCUGCAGCCCUGGUAACGUGGGAACGCAGACUGCUGGCCAACAAGACCAUCCUGACCCUCAACUUGUUUGUGGCCGACCUGCUGUUUGUCAGCAUGAUCCCACUGAUUGUGUCAGUGCGGUGGACUGUGUCCUGGACGCUGGGGUUUUCGGCCUGUCACACUGUGCUGUAUGUCAUCUGUAUGAGCGGCUGUGUCACCAUCACUACCCUGGCCUCCAUCAGUGUGGAGAGGGUCCAGGCAAUCCUUCGGCUGCAGGCUGUGCCCACUUUAAACCCCAGGAUGGUGACUGCCACCCUCUUCUUCAUCUGGGCCUUUUCUGCACUCACCUCCAUACCCCUCAGUCUGUUCUUCACUGUGAUGGAAGUGGAUUUCCCAGAGCAGAGCCGUGUACACAUUUGUACUCUCAAGUGGCCUGACACAACUGGAGAGAUUGUGUGGAAUGUGGCCUUCACUGCCCUGUGCUUCCUUCUCCCAGGAUUAAUAAUAGUGGUCAGUUACAGCAAAAUAUUACAGGACCGUCAUUUCAGUGACUUUGUGGAUAAACAAACCAAAUAUACCACCAAAUGCAUGAUUACCGCUCCUGUCAUGAGUGGAAAGGAACCCAUCGGUGUCAUCAUGGCUCUCAACAAACAAGGUGCUGAUGAAUUCUCAAAGACUGAUCAGGAGCUCUUCAAUAAAUAUGUCAACUUUGCUAUGGUGGUCACUCUCCAAGCUCACACCUCUUACAUGUGGGAUGUAGAGUCCAGGAGAAGCCAGGUGUUGCUGUGGUCAGCCAGCAAAGUUUUUGAAGAGUUGACGGAUAUUGAGAGGCAGUUUCACAAAGCUUUAUACACAGUGAGGACAUAUAUCAAGUGUGAGAGAUACUCUGUGGGACUCCUCGACAUGACCAAAGAAAAGGAAUUCUACGAUGAGUGGUCAAUCAAACUAGGAGAGCAGGAGCCAUACAAAGGCCCCAAGACACCUGAUGGCAGAGAAAUCAACUUCUACAAGAUUAUUGACUACCUGCUGGAAGACAAAGAGGAGAUUAAAGUCAUCCCCGGCCCUCCUGCUGACCACUGGGCUCUAGUCAGCGGACUCCCAGCAUAUGUAGCCGAGAAUGGAUUUAUCUGCAACAUGAUGAACGCUUCAGCAGAUGAGUAUUUUGCUUUUCAGAAAGAAGCGGUGGAUGAGACUGGAUGGAAGAUUAAGAAUGUCCUCUCCCUCCCUAUCGUCAACAAAAAGGAAGAAAUUGUCAGUGUUGCCACUUUCUUCAACAGAAAAGAUGGGAAACCAUUCGACGAGAAUGAUGAACAGAUUAUAGAAGCACUAACUCAGUUCCUUGGCUGGGCCACUCUGAAUAGCGACACAUACGACAAAGUGAACAGGACUGAGUGGAGCAAAGAUGUUUACCAGGAAAUGCUCAUGUACCACACAAAGGCCACACUGGAUGACGUGCAGACCAUCCUGAACACUCAAGACAGCUUUGGCUCUGUACCAGAAGACUGCGACCAGAAGGAAGUGUACAAACUGUUGAGAGCCAACAUCCCAGAGGCCAAGGCCGUGGAGCUGCACGAGUUCCGCUUCAGUGACUUCCUUUUGUCAGAGUUUGAGCUCAUCAAGUGUGGUAUCCGCUGCUUCUUUGAGCUGGGGGUGGUAGAGAAGUUCAAAGUCCCAGCUGAGAUCCUGACACGAUGGAUGUACACCGUUCGCAAUGGAUACCGUGACAUCACCUACCACAACUGGAGGCACGGCUUCAAUGUUGGACAAACCAUGUUCUCUCUGCUGCUAACAGGCAAACUGAAGAAGUAUUACUCGGAUCUCGAGGCCUUUGCAAUGGUUGCUGCUGGAUUCUGCCACGAUAUUGACCACCGAGGAACCAACAAUCUCUACCAGACAAAGAGUUUAUCCCCUCUGGCAAAACUGCACAGCUCCUCAAUCAUGGAGCGACAUCAUCUUGAGUACAGUAAGACACUGAUGGAGGAUGAGAACCUGAAUAUCUUCCAAAAUCUUCAGAAGCGUCAGUUUGAGACGGUGCAGCAUCUGUUUGAAGUUUGCAUCAUUGCCACUGAUCUCGCCCUCUACUUUAAGAAGAGAACAAUGUUCCAAAAAAUUGUGGACGCUAUGGAAGGGAUUCCAGAGGAGAAAGAGAAGAUCAACUACAUCUCCAACAAUCCAACUAGGAAGGAAAUUAUUAUGGCAAUGAUGAUGACAGCUUGUGACCUUUCAGCCAUUACAAAGCCAUGGGAGAUGCAGAGCAAGGUCGCUCUAAUGGUGGCAGCAGAAUUUUGGGAGCAGGGAGACCUCGAAAAGACAGUCCUUGAUCAGCAGCCUAUUCCGAUGAUGGACAGAAAUCAUGCUGAUGAGCUGCCAAAGAUGCAGUGUGGUUUCAUCGACUUUGUCUGCUCCUUUGUGUACAAGGAGUUUUCUCGCUUUCACACAGAGAUCACCCCCAUGUUUGAUGGGAUGAAUAUCAACAGGGGGGAGUGGAGAGCACUGGCAGACGUCCACGAGGCCAAGAUGAAAGCCAUUGAAGACCAGAAGAAAAUUCUGGAAGGUGGACAAGAUCAAGAUGGCGGGAAGUCAAAGACAUGUGUUAUCUGCUAGACCUCCAGGACUGACGGCAUUUAUGAAUGUUUGAAUGUUUGUCUGGAUGUGUGUUUGUGCAGCGUGUGAAUGUGCAUGAGCAUGUGUUCACAGAUGAAUUCUAACAUGCAAAAAUCACUGAAUUAUUGUUUUUAUAUACUGUUUAGUUCUUCUAUCCUCUCAUACAGAAAGCUAUUUUAAUUGUCACCUGUCUUACAGGGACAUACAGGUUGUAUUUGAUACUUUGAAAACAUAGAUUUAACUUUAUUCUUGUAUGGUAAAAUAAUUAAAAUUUUAUUAUUUAAGAAUUAUUAAGAAGAGUACAUAUGUGUAUUUUAUUUUUAACACUGAAUGCAUAAUCUUUGGCUUUUGACAUAAUUUGAAUAGAAAUAUUAGGCCACAAAUAUGUGGCUGUUUGAACUGUUAUAUCUGAAUAUUUUUAGAAUAGGUUCUACAAUAAAAUUAUCUUAUCUUGAUGAGAAAACCACAUUUACUAGUUGGGAGUUGUGCUUUAAAAAUUUCCAACAUAUGUCCCUGGCAAAUGGGUGAGAGAUGUAAGAAGAUUUGACUGAAUUGGAUUUAGUAAUAAGCCACCUUGAGCCCCUGGGCUUUCAUUUUUAAGUCCCCUGGUUACAUAAAGUAAAAAUACUGCUGCUCUGCUCAUAAGUCAGAGUACAUGUGGCAUUUCCAGGACACAAAGGUUUCAUGUGGACACUGUGUCAAAUCCACCAUGGACAGGAGAAAUUACAUUAUCUGAGUGAGAAACAACACAUUAAGAUAUGAUGUGAAGUGGAAAUGCUAUGGUUUAUUUUUCCAAAUCAGGUCUCGCAAAUUUCUCAAAACAGCUUGUGACAUGGGUAGCACAUAGCAGAACAAUGUCAGCUUUUAACUUUCUUCUCUGAUGCAUGAAGUGUUUGUUGUUGUUACAUAAAAACUUUGGCGAAUGUAAGAUUUUUUUUCAUGCUAUAUAGCAUUAAAUACAUAAUUAUAUGUGCAAUAGCAUCAUGUAUAAUACAUGAAA